This is a messenger RNA of Arachis stenosperma, 3840 nucleotides long. RefSeq lists its product as uncharacterized. The coding region runs from base 837 to 3605 and encodes 922 amino acids. The transcript is spliced from 15 exons. Gene Ontology annotation, biological process: lipid metabolic process. The record is from RefSeq and is a predicted model, not a curated record. NCBI's taxonomy places the organism in Eukaryota, Viridiplantae, Streptophyta, Magnoliopsida, Fabales, Fabaceae.
CGGAUGAAGUGGCCAUGGACAAGCCACAGGGAGAACAAGAAGAGGAUCCAUGAGGAGUACGAGCGGCGCCGGAAGCAGCUCCAUGAUCUCUGCCUCGCACUUAAGGCUGAUUCCGUCUCUGAUUUGCAGGAUCUCCUUUGUUGCAUGGUUCUCUCCGAGUGCGUUUACAAGCAUGUAUUAGUGUGAUUCUAAUGCCCAAUCGUCUGAUUUAGAAGUGAAGACAAUUCGAAUAACCAGCCAAAUGACUUAGAUAGGACACUGAGACAGGGACACAGAGAUACAAAAUCGUGUUUGACAGAGGAGACAUGGACAAAGACAUUGUGUCCAGAGACACCGAAUCAGUAUAUUUUGUGUCCAUCCUGACAGGAAGGACACGAAGACACUAACAAGGGAUACAACUUAUUUUUCAUUUUUUCUUUUAUUAUUCUUGUUAAUUUUUUAUAAUUUUAUUUUUCAUCUCAAAUUUUUUGAAUGGAAAAAAAUGAGAAUAAAUUGAAUUUUCAUAAUUUGUUCUAGUUUAUCAUCAAACAGAAUACAAGAACACAAAAUUGUGUCUUUGUCCUUUAUGUCUUGUUCUCAGUGUCUUGUCUUGUCUUGUUCUCAGAAACAAAUGCAGCAUAAGAGUUUUCACCAUACUAAAUGGCCUUAGGUCUUGCAUAAACACGAAGCUACUUUGAAACUUCACUAAGAGUAUAUGUAUGCUAUGCUUGCAUGAAAUUUAGUUAGUUAGUGUCAAUCAACAAGUUAAUUACUCUCAUUUAUGUCUAGUGUCAAUCGACAAGUUAAUUACUCUCAUUUAUGUCUGACUUCCUAUAAUUUAGAGACCUGCCACCGAGAUGAUUAGAGCUGUAAAUAAAUUUAAGGCUGAUUUUGGAGGACAUAUUGUUGCAUUGGAACGGGUGCAACCUUCGUCAGAUCAUGUUCCUCAUAGGUAUUUGUUGGCUGAGGCAGGAGACACUUUAUUUGCUUCUUUUAUAGGGACAAAACAAUAUAAGGAUGUAAUUGCUGAUGCAAAUAUACUUCAAGGUGCGAUCUUCCAUGAGGAUGCUCCUGAGGCGGCAGAUGGAUGUGCACAUGCUGAAUCUGAUAAGGGUGAAAACUUAAAUGGAAAAGAAUAUAUGUGGAACCCUUUGGAGUCAAGGCCUAAACAAAUAAAUAGUAAAUCUAAACCUGCUGCUCAUAGGGGUUUCUUGGCUCGUGCUAAAGGAAUACCUGCUUUAGAAUUGUAUAGGCUUGCUCAAAAGAAGAAACGCAAGCUUGUUUUAUGUGGUCAUUCACUUGGUGGAGCUGUAGCCGCAUUAGCUACUCUUGCCAUUUUGAGAGUAGUUGCUGCUUCAUCUUCAUCAAAGGAAAAUGAGAAAGUCUCUAUCAAAUGUAUAACAUUUUCUCAGCCUCCUGUAGGAAAUGCUGCUCUGAAGGACUAUGUUAAUAGAAAAGGUUGGCAGCACUAUUUUAAGAGUUACUGCAUCCCGGAAGAUUUGAUUCCUCGUAUUUUAUCUCCUGCUUAUUUCCACCAUUAUAAUAAUGCUCAGCCUCAGUCAGUGCUUUCUGAAAAUGAAACUAAUGGGUUAUUAUCGUCAAAGAGGGGCCAAGAUUCAGAGAAGCCAAAAGAGAAUGAUGGAGAGCAGUUGGUUUUGGGGGUAGGUCCUUUGCAUAAAUCCUUCUGGAGACUCUCAAAGCUGGUACCCUUAGAAUCCGUACUGAGACAAUUUAGUAAACGAGAGAGACAAAUUAAUUCUAUUGAAACAAAUUCGAUGCCUGGUUCUCUUGCUAGUACUUUGAUUGAGGAGGAAGUAGUUGAACCACAAUCACUUGAAAUACAAGAGGAUUCUGAUGGCAUAUCACUCAAGCCUUUUCCAGACAGUGACAAACAUUCGUUGGAGUUGGCAAAGAAUGGAAAAACAAAUACAAAAGGCAAUAUUGUAACUGGAGACGAAAGAAAAUGGCGCAGAGUUCCAUAUUUACCUUCAUAUGUGCCAUUCGGACAGCUUUAUUUAUUGGGAAAUUCCUCAGUAGAGUCACUAUCAGGUGCGGAGUACUCAAAACUGACAUCGGUCAAAUCAGUGAUUACGGAAUUGAGGGAAAGAUUACAAUCUCAUUCAAUGAAAUCAUAUAGAUCUAGAUUCCAAAGAAUCUAUGAUUUGUGUAUGAGUGAAAAUUUCCUAGGGAUUGAGCAAUGGCAGCAGUUUCCUCAUCUACAACAAUGGCUUGGCCUUGCAACUGCAGGGACUGUGGAGCUCGGGCAUAUAGUCGAGUCUCCUGUUAUUCGCACUGCAACUACAAUUGUUCCUCUCGGAUGGGAUGAUGGGCCUGGAGCGAAAAAUGGAGAACCUCUAAAAGUUGAUAUUACUGGUUUUGGGUUGCAUCUCUGUACAUUGGUUCAUGCCCAAGUUAAUGGUAACUGGUGUUCGACUUCAGUUGAGUCCUUUCCUUCUGCCCCAAAGUAUUCUUCAAAUCAAGGAAUUCAGCCGGAAUUACAGAAGAUGAGAAUAUUAGUUGGUGCUCCACUAAGAAGGCCACCAAAGCAUCAAACUUUGUUAGAUUCAUUGUUGCCCGUGUUCACUUCUGUUGAUUCUGAGCUUGCUAGGAACUUAGCACCCAUUGACAAGGAUAAGUUUAUCCGUCCGGAAAGUUUAAAUAACUUCUCAAUAUUCUGCACUAGUGAUUUUUCAACGGUUUCUAAAGAGGUUCACAUCAGAACUCGUAGGGUACGAUUAAUUGGGAUGGAGGGUGCUGGUAAAACUACUCUUUUAAAGGCAAUCUUGAAUAAACGUAAAUCCAACAUUUCCUCCAUAGAGGAUGCACUUUUGGAUGUUGAUGUACCGGAAGGUAUUGCUGGUGGUUUGUGCUACUGUGAUUCCUCUGGAGUAAAUAUGCAGGAACUUAACAAGGAAACUUCUUGCUUCAGGGAUGAUUUGUGGCUUGGAAUCCGAGAUCUAAGUAGGAAGACAGAUUUAAUUGUUCUUGUUCACAACCUAUCCCAUAGCAUACCUCGAUAUAGUAAUUCAAAUAGCUCUCAACCAAAGCCUGUCCUUUCACUUUUCUUGGAUGAGGCCAAGUCUCUUGGAAUUCCAUGGGUUCUCGCAAUAACAAAUAAAUUUGCAGUUAGCGCACACCUUCAAAAGGUAGCGAUCAAUGCUGUUUUGAAAGCUUACGAAGCAUCUCCUAACUCAACCGAAGUUAUAAAUUCCUGUCCAUAUGUUAUGCCUGGUUUUGCUGGGGCCACUCUAUCAUGGGAUCCAAACAAUGCAGAUUCUGUUAAAAAGAUGGGUCCUCAAAAGCUUUUAUUGGCUCCUAUUAAUUUUGUUAAAAGGCCCUUCCAGAGGAAGGAGAUAGUUCUUCCAGUUGAAGGUGUCGACUCUCUUUGUAAACAAAUCCACCGGGUACUUCGCAGUCAUGAGGAGUCUUCAUUACAGGAAUUUGCCAGAGACAGACUUAUGUUGGAGUUGGCAAGAGAACAAGCAAUGUCAAGUGAUGCAAGUAGAGAUGCUCGAGCUAAGGCGAAUUCAUUUAAUUCUGCUGCUGUGGGUGCAUCUGUUGGUGCUGGUCUUGGCAUUGUCCUUGCCAUUGCAAUGGGGGCAGCAUCUGCCCUGAGGAAGCCCUAAGUUCCCAAUUUCCUCUCUUGACAAUGAGUUGGUGAUUGCCGUGUUCAAAUGUUUGUUGCUAGGACUUCAUUCUUUGUUUAGAUAAGAUAGAAUAGACUCUUUUUUUUAAUCCCCCUCAAGGGAAAAAAAGGUGAAAUCAGGAAGAGACUUAUUUGUGGGCAAGAUUUAAUUCCUUGCUACUAGCAACAUAUAAUUAAUUAUUUAUUUAUUCAAGUAGAGAUCCAUAAAUUAUUUA